This is a messenger RNA of Lucilia cuprina (Australian sheep blowfly), 1307 nucleotides long. RefSeq names its product fumarylacetoacetate hydrolase domain-containing protein 2. Gene Ontology annotation, molecular function: hydro-lyase activity. The record is from RefSeq and is a predicted model, not a curated record. Lineage: Eukaryota; Metazoa; Arthropoda; Insecta; Diptera; Calliphoridae. Bases 141 to 1136 code for a protein of 331 amino acids. The transcript has 4 exons.
AAGUUUUCCGUUCUUAAAAAUACAAUUAAAAUUAACCGUUAAUUUUAUAUAUUUUAGAAAUUUUUAUAAUAUAAAUUAAAUUUAAUGAUAAUUAUUGUAUAACUAUUUAAAUAAAAUAAAAAAAUUAAACAUAACAACAAAUGGCUUUAAAAUUGAUGGGAACACUAUUGUUUCGCACACAGCAAAAAACGAUCAAACAGUUGUUUACCAAAACUAAUUACGACAGUGUGCGUUCUUAUCACAGUGCCAAAUCUCCUAGUGUACCGAAAAUGCGUUUUGUACAAUUCUUACGUAAAAAUGAUGAACGUAUGCGUUUGGGUGUUGUUUCUGAAGAUGGUACUAAGAUUGUCGAACUAUCGUGUGGCUCUUGCGUCUCUAAUGAUAUGAGAACCUUUAUAACACAAAAUUAUCCCUUAUCGGAAUUGCAAAAGAAAUUGGAUGAUGCCAAGGCCGAAGAAAUGAACGAUAGUUUUACUUUAUUGCCACCUGUUACUAAUCCCGAUAAGAUUAUUUGUAUUGGUUUGAAUUACAAAGAUCAUUGUGAGGAGCAGAAUAAGCAGCCACCUAAAGAACCCAUGUUCUUUAGUAAAUACAAUAACACCUUGACGGGACCUUUAGGCAAUGUUAUUGCCAAUAAGUUGACCAAUAAACUUGAUUGGGAGGUCGAAUUAGCGGUGAUUAUUGGUAAAAAGUGUAAAGAUGUUAAACGUGAACAAGCUUUGGACUACGUAUUUGGCUAUAGUGUAGCUCAAGAUAUAUCCGCUAGAGAUUGGCAGAAGGAACGUAAUGGUGGCCAAUUUUUGAUAGGUAAAUCAAUGGACACCUUUUUACCUCUAGGACCGUCGAUAGUUCAUAAGAGUCUUAUUGCCGAUCCACAUGAUUUGCAAAUGACCUGUAAAAUUAAUGGCGUUGAAAAGCAAAAUGGCAUAAGUGGUAAUAUGAUUUUCAAAAUCGAUGAUAUUAUCAGUCGUUUGUCACAGAGCAUUACUUUAGUUCCUGGUGAUGUAAUUUUAACUGGCACACCCAAGGGUGUUGGUAUGCAUCGUAAUCCUCCAGAGUACUUGAAGCCGGGAGAUGUUAUUGAAAGUGAAAUUCAAUGUUUGGGAAAAAUGAUCAACAAAGUUGUGGCUCCUUAAUUGAACUAUGCUUUUUUCUGCGAAAUUGUUUGUUAAAUUGUGUUUUUUAUGAUUUGUCUUUUAAAGUGAUUAAAAUGUGCAUUUAAAUAAUUGUUAAAAAUUAAAUAUUUAUGUAGAAUGUUUUCCGUAUAAAUUUUAUUUGUGCUAAAUAAAUUCAUAUUAAAAAGUGUA